GCAACUUUUCGAAAUUUCAGCGAGUUUAACAUUACAAUGGAUACAGAUGAAUCCUCGUGGUAAUUAUUUCGCAAUGAAUUUAACUCUAAGCCUACCCUAACUAAAGUAUUUGCAUAAAGUGAACAGUAAAUAGCAGGCGGUGGACGUUAUCACGUCAAUGUUGUAGACACGGAAAUUUUCAGAAUAUUGUUAAUAAUGGAUUUAUUCAUGUACGCUUUGGGAUUAAUCUGUUUGCUUAGCACUGUUGCGUUGAAAACCGAACAGGCGUCAAAUAACAAAAAGGCGACUGUUAAACGCAAAGUCGUUUACGACGAAACGUUUGUUCGUACAUUGAAUUACAUACCGUCCGUUCGAAAUCUCGUUAAGCAAGUGUUUGACGAUAACGACGUGAAAUAUUUGUCGGGAAAUGGGAUUUUCUUGAACGAAGAGGUGGAAAUAAAAUUGGAAAUCAAGAUGUUGUCGUUGAAGUGCAUUUAUGGGCGAGUCGUCGACGCGAUGAUUGAUCAUUUGACCAACGUGGUGCUAGACGGACCCGACGGCCGGUACUUUGGUGAAACCGACCUAUUGGUGAACAAAUAUAAAACCGCGAUGACCAAAAUGUUAUCGGCCCUGUACCUGGGAAAAACCGUUGCCGACCAAUGGAUGUGGGAGGUGCACGCUUGGCUGAGACGUUUGUCUCCGGACAAGCCAUCGAAACCCGAGUUCUUAUCCGAGAAGUUUUUCGAACAAAGACUCAAAACCAAAGUGGACCCGUUCGUCAACAGCUGCUCUCUGUCGGACGACAUGGGUCCGGCCGUACCCCUUUGGGUAGCCGACAAGAUGUAUUUCACGGUGGACGGUUUGGAUUUGUUCGACGACCAAAGGCUGUUACCUAUGUACAGACUUAGCGAUAAAUUCCCGAUGUUCCGGCUGUUCCUGGGAGACCUGUCGUACAACACUAACACGCUGUUCAAACCUUUGAAUGGAAUCAAUUGGAAAAACGCUGAGAAAACCAUGACGGCCCAGUUGGCGGUCCUGCAAAGUAAAUGGACUACCGAACCUUACUUGUUCGACGGGUACCACGGUAUCGUCAAGAAAACCAUAGAAGCCACUUCGUUGUAUUACACUCUGAUACAUUUCAUGGCGUUCAAAGCCGACAAAAAGUCAACCAGCGCGGGCUCACUCGCGGUCCAGCCGACGGGCACAUCGUCGUGGGGCCAAAUUUUUGAACCCUUAACGAGUUCCGUUAAUAUUUUGGCUUUGGAGAACGAUGAUUUCUACAAGAAGCUAAUGUCGUAUCAGUGCGAUCCCGCUAAAAGUGUCGGAAAGCAUGGCACGUUCGACGACUGUGUGAAGAGUUUGAGAAAUAAAUUAAACAAAACUCUUAAGUCGAUUGGAGUGACGAGUUUGAAAAAGAAACAUUUGACAGAUUCCGUCAAAGUUUUGCUGUCUAAAGGGAACGUGAAAGAAAACACCGACAGUUUUGUCAGCUACACGGCAAGUAUUCGGACGGCUAUGAAUCCCAUUGAUUUCCAUGUCGUUGAUUACUUCAAAUCGAGUCAAACGGAAAAUUGGAACGACAAACUAAUUCAGUAUUUCAAAACUCCGUUUAAAAAAGAAAUUCAAUAAUUUGUUUUUGUAAUAUCACGCCGUACUUAUCGCAACAAAAUUAUACUACAGUCGAAUACUAAUUUUAAGAUACUAUUUAUAAAAAUUAUUGACGCAUUUUAAAAUGUCUACUUAGACUUCAACUUUUCCUAAAAAAAAAAAACAAUGGUCGGAUUGAUUCUAAAUUAGGAAUGAUUAGAAAUUGUACGUGCUUCUGUUAUGCAAUAGCCUUAAACCAAAAUGUUGUCCUUAGUCUAUUGAACUCUCUGGCAUACAUUUUUAAACUCAAAUUCCAAUUACUGUUUCCUCUCUUUAUCAAAAAUACACACAAAAGAAAAUAUAUUUUAAGUCACCUAGACAUGAAUAUAUAAAUUAAUUUCUUUACAUUUUAACGCCGGUCGACUAUUAUCGGUAUUUUGUUUUUAAGUAUUAGUUUUCCGUUAUGUUUAUUGUUUUUUAUUAUUGUGUGUGAUAUAAACAAUGAUUUAUUGUUUCUGUCAGUGUCGGAGCAAAUAACAAUGUCUGUCUGUAUUCAAGCCAAAUUAAUUCAUUAGCGCGUCUGUUGCAUUUCAUCUGUGAUCUGUCUGUUGUGUAAUUCAUCGGUAAUCUUUUUUUAUUUAUUUAACGUUUUUUCUUCUUUUCUCAAGCGCAUUUCCACAAUAUUGUUAUUGCGUACUGCGACUGAUAGAAAUUAUUAUUACCGUCUCGGUCGCAAUACUAUAAGCUAAAUUAUUGGUUUCUAUUUUAACCGUUGAUCUGUCCAUUACUAACGCGAUAAUUGGAUCACAUAAAUCUUUUUGGAAUAGAAAAUUAUCGUAUAUUAUAUACAUUUAUAUAUUUACUGAGGUCCAUGCUUAAAUGGCGGGGGGAUGCUCUGAAGUAUCUUGUGAGAUAAUAAUUGAAGUAUAGUCAGGCUUAUUUAUAUUAUCCAACAGUUUCUACGCAAAAUGCUGACUUAAUAGCACUUCAUAGCACUUAAUUUUUCCCACCAUAUUAUAUGAGUUAUAUGACUUAAUAUUUAUCAUCAAACCUCAAAUUAAAAAUAAUACUAAUAAAUUACCUGUUCAAACUAAGAGAUUUCGAGAGACAAGGUUUAAUAAAGAGAUGUACAUUUUUAGAAUUUGUUCUGGAUAAAAUGUUAAUAUAAUGUGUUUUACGCUUUAACAAUAUUCCUAGUAAAAUGAAUAAAUUCACGAAAACUGGCGCUUGCUCCAUACUCCGCCUGUUAGCAGUGAUCCUCAAUUUGUAAAACCUUUAAUACAAAGCCCGUGCUUUUUGUAUUUCUAUGCUUUUUUAUAAUCCCUAAUAAGAUUUUAUCGCUAGGUGCGCUAUAGUCAAGUACCAGUUUUGUUUAAAGAUAAUAUAAAUGAGAAAAAGGAAGUAAAUGCUUUGAGAAGCCGGUUAAAGUCAAUAUUUUGCGGAGAAAUAUUGGAAGUAUUUUUAUUUAUGAGCAUUUAUUUGCAGUCGGAUGGAAGAUUGAGGCCUUAAAUAAUUCAUUCGAACUAUUUUUAAGAACAGGUCUAAUUAAAUUAUAUGCAUUGAAAUUUGAAAGGGUUAUUAUUAAUAUUUAACUAAAAAGAGUGCUGUUGAAGUAAAAUCAAUCGUGAUCAUAAUAAAAAGCUGAAUUUAAAAUAAUAAAUUUUAUCAUAAGCAUGAUUAAUUUCUCAAAAAAAAAAAAUGUUUCUUAUUAUGAAUAUAUAUCCAAUCAAUAUUAUAAAUAUUUAUAGGUAUUAAAUAUUAAUCUUUAGAAGGUAGCUACCGCCGAGUUAAAAUUGUAUGAGCCUUAUCUUCUCAUACACUAUGAGCCAUAUUAAUGUACAUUAAUUAAAUUUUUUAACCGAAAAAUAUAUUUUUCCUUGUCUAACA
This is a messenger RNA of Adelges cooleyi (spruce gall adelgid), 3453 nucleotides long. RefSeq lists its product as uncharacterized. The record is from RefSeq and is a predicted model, not a curated record. Lineage: Eukaryota; Metazoa; Arthropoda; Insecta; Hemiptera; Adelgidae. The coding region runs from base 196 to 1608 and encodes 470 amino acids. The transcript is spliced from 2 exons.